CAGUGGUCUCCUUGGAUGACGUCACAGGCGGCAUCCAACAUGGCGUCCGGCCGGCUGCGGGAGAGGGAGGUCCGGCAGGAGGCGAGACGCUGCGCGGACUUGAGCUUCCUCCAGAGCAACAAAUACUCGCUGCUCAUCGUCAUUGGACGCACGGCUCACCACGGGCACGCAGGACACGUCUGCCAACACAUCCAGUCAGGGAUCCGCUCGUGGGACGUGGACUUGAACGACUGCGACCUCGACGUCCACCUGCAGGAGUUCCUCUCCCAUCACACGGCCUCCUUCAAGGGUGCAGGACACAAGUGCCUGCGCCACAGCGGCCGAGUGUUGGACACCCAUGUUGUGAUCGCUCCAUCUCAGGAACAGGCCCACUCUGAGGUGUGCGCUUUCUUGUCCCGGGAGUCGUCUCACAAGCUGCUGAUCUUGGCCGGCCAGAGCGUUGAGGACAGUGGCGACCUUCUCUUUUACCGAGGCCUUUUCUCCCCCAAACAGCUGAAAGAAAUACUAAGAGAGCAGUUUCCAGAUGAAGACCACCUUGCCUCCCGGAAGCUCAGCCUGACUCUGUGCUGCCCCAACAACGCAGCCCCCUGGAGGAAGACCCUCCAGCCCUGUCGGGGUCCUGUCGCACUUCACAUCAACCCCCCAGAGGUCCUUCCUGCCAUGUCUGCCUUGGGGGGGUUCACCUCCCUCGUCUCUGGCACCCUCUCCCCCUCGUCCCCGUUCGAGCUCCUGCCUCCGCCGGCCACCGUGGGCUUCCUCAAGCUGUCCCGCCCCUGUUGCUACGUCUUCCCCGCCGGGCGUGGCGACUGCGCCUUCUUCGCCGUCAACGGCUUCACCAUGCUGCUGGACGGCGGCUCAGACCCGCAGGCGUGCUUCUGGAAGCUGGUCCGCCACCUGGACCGCGUCGAUGCCGUCUUGUUGACGCACGUCGGCACGGAGAACCUCACCGGGGUCAACAGCUUCCUGGAGAGGAAGGUGGCAGAGUCGGAGUUGGCUUCUAAUGUCAAAGAGGACUUAUCCAAGAGGCUCAUCUCCCCAGAGCUCGGAGUGGUGUUCUUUAACGCCCCCGGUGGGUUGCGGGUGGAACAGCAGCCUUGUGUGAACGACGUACUGAAGAGCACAGACCAGGCAGCUCUAACCAUACACUUGUUGAAGAAGUUAGACAUCCGACCCCAGCCUAUGUUUCGACCUCAAGUGGUGCCCCCCGAGCCAGUAACCCUGUUCCAAAAGAUGGGAGUGGGACAGUUGGAUUUAUACAUACUCAACCCCGCCAAAAGCAGCCAGGAGUACCAGACGUUCAUGCAACACUGGCCUGACUCAGCAUCAUCUGGAGCGCUCCCCCUCACCGCCCUUGCCUCGGUGUCCGCCCUGCUCGUGUGGCACCCGGCGUGCCCCCAGGAGAAGGUGGUUCGAGUGCUGUUCCCUGGUGUUACUCCACAGGCUAAACUGCUGCAGGGGCUAGAAAAGCUGAAGACUCUGGCCUUCCUCCAGAAACCCACAGUGACCACCGGGGACCUGGAGAGGUUGGCGGACGCAGGGAAGACCAAAAGGGCUGAGAGCCAGGAUAGCGUCCACUCACAAGGGAAGGAGGUGCCUCCCAAACACGGGAAAGACGCAAAGGUGAAAUUAAUGAAUGUAGACAUUGAUAAAGCCAAAAAGCAAAAAGUAACAGAGAAGAAUAGCUCAAAGAAAGCCAGUGGAAAGGACGGGAAGAAGGAUGGAAAAACAAACGGCAGGGAAGAGAAUGGCAUCGUGAGGAAUGGUACAGGGAGGAAGGAUACGCUCAUCUCCAAACCAAAGAAUGACAACAAACAAAAAAAGGAAGCAAAGAAUGACUCCAAAGCAGCGUCCAAAAAGACCAAGAAGUUACCCGGCAAGAAUGUAGACGUCAAGACUGAAUCAAAACCUGACAAUGAGGCGGCAAUGGAAGUCGCAAAGCCAGUUGGCCCCGGUGCUCAACAAGAGCCUAUGAAGAGCCCCUGUGCCUCAAAAACGUCCAGCCCUGAGGACAUGACUGCUGAUUUUCUCCACCUUAGAGAGGAAGCGGAAAAAGAGGCGGCGGACAAGGCCGAUAAAGGUAAGCAGACAGGUGGCAGCCCAGAAAAUGACAAACAACUCAGAUGUUUGGGCGACCGGGGUGCGGAAAGACGAGUGCAAGGGACCGUAGACCAGUUAGGACUUGGUAAGAAACCAGCAAAGGUGGUAGGAUUCCCAUCUCCAUUGAAGGAGACCCCAAAGGACGAGCAAGACAUUCAGUUAGACUUGACACCCACUGAAUACACCCUCCUGGACGGAGCUUUGAGAACCACCCCUCCAUCACGAUCCUCCCCAGAGAACCAGGCGAGCCCAGAUGAGGAAACAAUGGAGAACGCUUCCCCCGAUUCAAGACCCAACAGUGCAGGCCACACUCCUUACUGUCUGUCUCCGGAUGACGUGUGGUGCAACAGAGACACGCUUAGCAGGCUACAAGCCCAGCUGGAAUCAACUGAAGCCGCCCAGCCCAAGAACCAUCCCCGGAACGCUCCAGAGAACCCACUGAACCCCAGAGAGAAACACCUGAGUUUUCUCUCUCUGGGUCCACUAAAAGACGGUGCCUCUGACCCGUCCCCCUCCGUGGCCAACACCACCACCUCCACCCACUCUAUGCCAGCGGAGGUUAGCUCGCCUCAGUCCACAGAAGUGGAUGAGUCGCUGUCCAUGUCCUUGGAACAAGGGCCAAUCACGGGGAGUCAGAGAGAGGUAGACGAUGGCAUUCAUCACCCUCACCCCAACGGAGGACACUUUGUUGGGGUGUCGCUACCCAUGAAGAAGCCCUUAAGGUCUUUGGGUUCAGAGAUGGGGCGUCCUCCGGCCCCUAGCGCCCUUCACUUUGAGGCGUCUGCAGUUCACGAUGUGGACCUGUGUCUGGUGUCCCCGUGCGAGUUCAAGCAUUUCAAAUCGCUCGACUCCAACUCGGGUAUCAGCGAAGCCUCCAGAGGCGCUUUUGGACCACAACAUCACAGCAGCAACCACAACACCACCCCUGCAAAGGACGUGUCACCCAGCGAAUCAAACGCCCCCGUCUGCAUGGAAGACUGCCCGUCCACCACGGCGGACGGAGUCCUGGACUCCGAUGAAGACGAGUCGUGCAGCGGGCCGCCACACCUCCGCAGCAGUCAGGCUCUGCCCCGUGACCCCCUUCCAGCCCGGCUCAGGGAUAGCCCACCCCUGCCUCCUCAUCCGGAUGCCACCAUGCCUGUUCCGCAGUCUGACUCCACAAAGAAGGUCAAGACAAGUUCCGUGCGAGGAAAAACAGCUGGGGUGAUUGAAGGCUCCCAAAGAGCAAGCUCAGGGAAAAGCAAGACAGGAAGUGGCGUCCUGAAAGGCAAAAAAGACAAUGCUGCACCGUCACGCACGUCGUCUGCCAGCAGCCGCCCACCACCAGUGAAAUCCUCCGCCAACUCAGACUCCAAGCUGAUCUCUGCUGAGGACGUGAGCGUCUUUGUGGACCUGGCCUACGUUCCCUCCGGAGCUUCAUCCCCAACAGUCAGCGUGGACUUCUUCAAAAGCGUACGCUCCUCCUGUUACAUCAUCAGCGGCGACUGCCCUGAGAGGGAGGAGCUUAUGAGGCGCACGCUGGACGCGCUGCUUGAUGGCAAGUCCUGCUGGCCCGACGCCAUGCAGGUGACGCUCAUCCCCACAUUCGAGUCUGCGUCCAUGCAAGACUGGUACCAGCAGACCCUGGAGAGGCAGCGGGAGCUGGGAAUCGUGGUCCUGGGGUCCAACAGCACCGUGGCCAUGCAGGAUGAGACCUUCCCGGCCUGCAAGAUUGAGUUCUGAACAGUGAGGAAAACGAGGAUGAGGAUGUAUUUCGUCUCUUGAAUGACAUUUUAAUGGUAUUUAGUAUUUUAUGUGUCACCUCCAAAAAGCCUUGAUUUACUUCAAUCCCAAAGCACUCUUGUACCGAUGACACAUACAGUAAUAGGAUUGCAUGAUCUUCUGGUCCGGUGACCCUGUGCUAUACAGGAGAGGAACCCGAACACACACACACACACACACACACACACACGCCAAGAAAAGAUGUGUCUCAGCACAUUCAAGUCAGAAUAGUUAACAUCCAGUGGUUUUAGCACUGAAGGCAUUCAAAAUAAGGCGUUCCAAUAGCAAGCAAGUGCAAGCUGUAAGUGUGUGAAAGCAUCGUUUUUGUUUUGUAUAUAAAAAAAAAAUGCGUCCAUGAUGACAUCACGUGGUCACUGGAUAGACACACGUUUGACAAGUGAUUCCAAACAAAACGAGUCCCCGUUUUUCAUAAAAAAAAGGAAAGUUUCCAAUGACAUUAAUGAAAGUGAAUACGUGGACAUUUCUGCCAUCUAGUGGAAGAGCAUUUUAUUGUUCCGCCUGCCACGAUUCGUCGCUGGAGUCGCUGCAGUAGAUGAAAAAUAUUAUUAUUUUUGAUAAAUACGUUUUUAGACCAAUUAAGUGAAAUUGGACGGUGAAAUUGAUUAUCUCUCACGUGCCGCGGCACAGAGGUUGGGAAUCACUGCGUUAGUUCACAACAGCUGACUUGAACGUUGUUAGAAAACAAAAAACACGUUAUUGCAUAUUCAUCUUUUUUGUUGCUGGUGUUUAGUGGAAAAAAAAAUGAAAGGGCCAUUAUUUUUUUAAAUUAAAGUGGUAAUUAUUACUUAAAUGAAAUUAAAGAUAAAAUAAUAAUAUUUAAAUUAAAACAAGAUUAAUGGGGGGGAAAAAAAGAAAAAAGAUUUUUAAUUAAAAACUGACAAAAUACCUAAAUUUCUUAGCUAUAUUUCCAGUGGAAAUUGACCGGAAUUUUUUUGCAUUCCUCGCCGCUUGUAGCUUCAUCUGACAGUGUGCAUAAUUGUAUAUUAAUUACAUUUUUUAGUUAAUUUGUUGCUGUCGUUCAGUGGAAAAAAAAACGCUGAUUAAAGAACUAUCAUGUUUUUUAAUUAAAAUUGUAAUCAUUGUUUAAAUUAAAUUAAAGAUAAAAAUAACAAAUAUUUCAAUUAAAGCCAGAUUAAUAAAAAAUAUAUAUAUUUUAUUAAAAUUCCUAAAUUUUUCUGCUAAAUUUCCCAUGGAAUCUUUUCUCCCACCCACCUUUGCAUUCCUAGCUGCUGGGAGCAUCAUCGGAAAGUGUGUGUUAUUUAAAUUUAAUAACAUUCUUUCUUUAAUGUGUUGCUGUUGUUCAGUGAAAUAAAGUUUGAGUAAAGAAACAUUUUUUAAAUUACGAUGUAAUUAUUGUUUAAAUUCAAUUAAAUAUAAGAUACAAAAUAUUUAAAUUAGAGCACGAUUCAUUAAAAAAAGUGUGUAUCAUUUAAAUGUUUGAAUUUUUUUCAUUUCAUUUGUUUCUGUUGUUCAGUGAAAUUAAAUUUGACUAUAGAACCAUUUCUUAAAAUUACGAUGUAAUUAUUGUAUAAAUUAAAUAUAAGAUUAAAAAUAUUUAAAUUAGAGCAUGAUUAAUUAAAAAAGUGUGCAUAAUUUAAGUUUUAUAAUUUUUUUCAUUUCAUUUGUUUCUGUUGUUCAGUGAAAUAAAAUUUGAUUAAAUAACUAUUUUUUUCUAAUUAAAAUGUAAUUGUUUAAAUUAAAUUAAAUAUAAGAUAAAAAAAUAUUUCAAUUAGAGCAUGAUUAAUUAAAAAAAAUCAAAAUAUUAAAUUUUAUUUAAUUUGUUGCUGUUUAGUGAAAUAAAAUUAAAGAACUUAUUUUUUUAAUUAAAAUGUAAUUAUUGUUAAAUUAAAUAUGACAUCAAAAUCUAUAAAUUACAGCACAAUUAAGUAUAAAAACAUGUAAGUGUUUAAUUAAAGAAUUGUCUGGUCAUGACAAAACAAAGUGAAUUAUUAGAAAUAACAAAAAAUUUCCACUGACCCCUUUUUUUUUCUCCCCUCACGUGUCCAACUUUGAAAAUGUCCACAAUUUCUCAGCUAAAUCUUGUUCUGGAAAUGUACUGGAAUUCUUUUUCCAACGGACUUUGCAUUCCUAUCUGCUCGUAGCGUCGUCUGGCUCGUGUGCAUCAUCUGCAUAAUCGCCAAUCCGAUGACCACAUCAGAGCAUCCGAUGAAAUGAAGGUGUAUUGUCCUUGUAAUCACAUGAAUGUAAUCCAUUUUAGCGUGGGUGCUUACGCCAGACUCAAUUGUGUCACGAGAGAAAGUGAUGGCGUGCAUAGAUGAUACUGAGUCGUAUUUUUGCAACAGCAUAAAUGAAAGAUUAGUCAAAAGGAAAUAAGAAAACAGCAGUAAAAUGAUCCCUCAGCUGUGACUAAACGCGCUUCGGUUACGCUUGAUUUGACGCUUUCCCAAAGGGUUUGUCUAAAAACAAGUCCGACUGGAAGAAAUGAUCUGUAAAACACAAGCGCAAGGUUAUUAAUUCCACUUAACCACUUAGCAUCUUUCAGCACUUUUUACCAUGCAUGACACCGCAAACACCACCUCCAAGUCCAAAAAAAGCUUCAUUUCCUUGACUGGAAACAUGUUAGUCGGGACGUGGGCAGAAACCCGGAAGCUCUUCUGGAUUUCUGACACUGCCCGUGAAAAAAAAUGGAACAGUAGAUAUGUUAAAAUAGCAGCUUCUUCCAGAACAGGAUGAAUCAUUUCGAAUCCGUUUACGACCUGUACAAAACAACAAACAAAUAAAUAUGUCAAGAGGACAAUUAUUUGACUAAAAAAUGGGCAACAGCUGACAUUUCCUUACUCUUCCCUUGCAGGAGUGCUCCAAAUGUGUGUACAGCGCCCCCUUCAGGAUUUAGGCCGAGCCACUGCAAAACUUUAAUUGUCCUCCAGUCUAGUCGAUAUUGAUAUCUCUCACUGGAUCGCUUAGCAGCCGAGUGUGAAGCGGCCGGGAUAAGAAUCAGCACCUCCAAGUCCGAGUCGAGGGGUCUCGCCCGCAAAAGGAUGGAGCGCCAUCUGCGGGUCGGGAUGAGAACCUGAAAGUGGAGGAGUUUAAGUACCUCGGGGUCUUGUUCAGGCGUGAAAGAAGGAUGGAACGUGAGAUCGACAGGCGGAUCGGUGCGGCGUCUGCAGUGAUGCGGACUCUGCAUCGGCCCGUUGCGGUGAAGACGGAGCUGAGCUCUCAAUUUACCGCUCGAUCUACAUUCCUACCUUCUCCGUAGGGUGGCCGGGCUCUCCUUUAGGGGUAAGGUGAGCAGCACUGUCAACUCGGAGUAGAACCGCCGCUCCUCCGCACUGAGAAAAGCCAGGUGAGGUGGCUCGUGCAUCUGGUCAGGACGCCUCCUGGACACCUCCCCGGUAGGAGGCCUCGGGGAAGACCCAUGGCACGUUGGUGAGACUAUGUCUCUCAACUGGCCCAGUGGGAGAGGGAAGUCUGGGCUUCCCUGCUUAGGCUGCUGCCCCUGCGACCCGACCUGGAUAAGCGGUAGAAGAUGGAUGGAUAGUUGAUAGUGAUGGAUUUUGGGGCUUAUUACAUCCGUGUUUUUUCCCAGGAACUUGCCCUGUUUUUGCCUCCUUUCCCGUCACCCUCCCGUUUUAAUAGUUUCCCGUAAAUGUUCCGCAUUUCAUCUUAUCAUUCAUAACCGUCUUCGGUACUGCGGGUGACACGGUGACGUUAUCUACGCUCGAGCCACAGCAACCAGUCGUCUCUUUCCCAGCCUCGGGUAAACUUCCCUUCUGUUCUAAAGCAAAUGUUGCCAGGUGUGCCGUAAAGGUGAAAUUCUUCGAAAGGUUUUGGCUUGCCUAAACUAAAAGCACAUUGUGGAAUGGCUCAGCUAGAGCCCAGACCUAAGUCCAAAUGAAAAUCAGUGGGGGUGGGGGCGCACAAGUCACGCCCUCCAAAAUCUGACACAUGCGGAGCGCGUCUGCAAGGAAGAGUCGACUUCCUGUCCAUGUUGAAUUCAUUUGUCAUAUUUUUCUGUUGAAGUGUGCGGGGUAUCAUUCACUUUUUUAAAAAUAUACGUUUUCCAACGAUUGAUCACGGUGUCAUUGUUUUCCGUAAUAAAAAGCUGCUAUUUUACCAGAAGUUUCCACGUGUUCCAGCUGUAACUGUGUGUGUGGGUGUCGCAUGUUUGGCCGACACACUCUACUGUACCUUGUUUCAUUUCAUGAUAUUCAUGAGGAGAGCAUACGCGGUGAUCAUGACGUGCGUCUCGUAUGUUGAAGGGGCAGCAGGAAGGAUGGACCACCAAUAACAACAAUAAUAAAGAAUGUUCGACAGCUCA
Messenger RNA from Dunckerocampus dactyliophorus (ringed pipefish), 8158 nucleotides. Its product is annotated as electromotor neuron-associated protein 1-like. Gene Ontology annotation, biological process: regulation of microtubule depolymerization; axonogenesis; microtubule cytoskeleton organization. Lineage: Eukaryota; Metazoa; Chordata; Actinopteri; Syngnathiformes; Syngnathidae. The coding region runs from base 16 to 3819 and encodes 1267 amino acids. The transcript is spliced from 10 exons. The record is from RefSeq and is a predicted model, not a curated record. Gene Ontology annotation, molecular function: actin binding; microtubule binding. Gene Ontology annotation, cellular component: cytosol; dendrite; microtubule associated complex.